Molecule: messenger RNA, 7937 nt
Organism: Astyanax mexicanus (Mexican tetra)
Lineage: Eukaryota; Metazoa; Chordata; Actinopteri; Characiformes; Acestrorhamphidae
Gene: dock9b
Product: dedicator of cytokinesis 9b
Exons: 53
Coding region: 384-6581 (2065 amino acids)
Biological process (GO): positive regulation of GTPase activity; small GTPase-mediated signal transduction
Molecular function (GO): guanyl-nucleotide exchange factor activity
Source: RefSeq, a predicted model, not a curated record
ACAGCGGAGCGGGUGACGCGCAGCGUGCGGGGCCGGGGAUGCGCGAGCCGGGGAGGAGCAGCUGUUCUCCCGGGAGUCACUUCAAGCCGAGCCGGGCACAGAGAGCGGCUCUCCGGGGAAGUAACAGUGUGGUGCAGUAAGAGCUUAACUCGAAACGGGGUCGUGUAUCAGGAGCGUGGCUCUCCAGCGGCCAAAACUAACGCGCGGCGGCGACGGGCGGUGAGGUGACUUUGACGGGCAGUGCGGGGAGCCGCGUUCCGCCGCUGGAGCUGCACUGAGCCGCUGUGUUUGGAUAUGAAGGACCGCUCCGAGGCGUGUUUGAGGUUCCGGGGGCUCAGACUGCGCUGCUAGAGUUUAUUUGACUCUCUCAGCUCGGCGCUGCGAUGGCUCUGACUCCAGCUUCAGCUUCAGUAACUCAGCCCGAGACGAGGAAGUUUACCCGCGGGCUGAGCAAACCGGGCACCGCCGCGGAGCUCCGGCAGAGCGUGUCGGAGGUGGUGAGGACCUCGGUACUCGUGGUAAAGCCGAAGGUGAUUGAGCCACUGGACUAUGAGAGUGUUUUGGUUCAGAGGAAGACUCAGAUCCUCAGUGAUGUCCUGCGAGAUAUGCUGCAGUUCCCCAUUGAUGACUUUCUGAUGUCGACACUGAGGAGGCAGGGAAGGACUCUGCACCCCACUGUUCCUGAGGGAGCAGAGAAAAGAGCCACCAGCCUGUUCGUCCAGGAGUGCAUCAAGACCUACAACUCAGACUGGCAUGUGAUUAACUACAAGUAUGAUGAUUAUUCAGGAGACUUCCGCCAGCUUCCCAAUAAAGCCCCUCGGCCGGAGAAGCUGCCCACUCAUGUGUUUGAGGUGGACGAGGAUGCGGACAAGGACGAGGAUACAGCAUCCCUGGGUUCUCAGAGAGGGGGUGUGGCCAAACAUGGCUGGCUGUACAAAGGCAAUAUGAACAGUGCCAUCAGUGUCACAAUGAGGUCUUUUAAGAGAAGAUAUUUCCAGCUGGCCCAACUGGGGGAUGGAUCAUAUAAUCUAAACUUUUAUAAGGAUGAGAACAUCUCCAAAGAGCCCAAAGGGACCAUCUUCCUCGACUCCUGCAUGGGGGUAGUCCAGAACAGUAAGGUGAGGCGCUUUGCGUUCGAGCUGAAGAUGCAGGAUAAAAGCACGUACCUGCUGUCUGCAGACAACGAGAGCGAGAUGGACGACUGGAUCGGAACCCUCAACAAGAUCCUGCACAGCAGCUUUGAACAGGCCAUGCAGGAGCGCAGGAAUGGAGAGCUGCAUGACGAAGACGACUUGGUAAAGUCAGAAAUCACUGUUGGGAAUUUUCAGGACAGUUUUCAGAGUGCCAGAGACAUUGAGUCCAAGAUGCGCAGCGAGACUCGGCUGAAGCUCUUCACCCUGGAUCCAGACACUCAGAGGCUGGAUCUGUCAGGGAUUGAGCCGGAUGUGAAGCAGUUUGAGGAGAAGUUUGGAAAGAGGGUUCUGGUCAGCUGUAAUGAUCUGUCCUUCAAUUUACAGAGCUGUGUAGCAGAGAAUGAGGAAGGCCCAACCACUAAUGUGGAGCCAUUUUUCGUGGUGCUGUCCCUGUUUGAUGUUCAGAACAGCAGGAAGAUCUCAGCAGAUUUCCACGUGGAUCUGAAUCACCCGUUAGUGCGCUCCAUGAUUUCCCCAACCAGCACUGUGAUCAAUGGAGCCAUGGACACUCCACACAUGCCCAUGCAGCUCAACGGGCUACCAGAGGGGGCGCUGCAGUACCCCACACAGGGUGUGUUCUCUGUGACCUGUCCACACCCUGACAUCUUUCUGGUGGCUCGGAUUGAGAAAGUGCUGCAAGGUGGCAUCACACACUGCGCUGAGCCUUACAUGAAGAGCUCAGACUCUGCAAAGGUGGCUCAGAAAGUGCUAAAGAAUGCCAAGCUGGCCUGCAGUCGACUGAGCCCGUACAAGAUGCCUUUCGCAUGGGCAGCCAGGCCUGUGUUUAAAGAUGCCUCAGGGACUCUGGAAAAAAGUGCCCGCUUCUCCGCCCUUUACCGGCAGGACAGCAAUAAACUGUCGGAUGAAGACCUCUUCAAACUGCUUGCGGACUUCAGAAAACCUGAGAAGAUGGCCAAGCUUCCCGUCAUUCUGGGUAACCUGGAUGUAACCGUGGAUAGUGUGGCUCCUGAUGUGUCCAAUUGUGUUACUCCCUCCUACAUCCCUGUGCGGCCCUAUGAGAGCAGUGGGCGGAGUUUAUUAGAGGUGGAGGAGUUUGUGCCGUGCAUCGCUAAGUGUUCACAACCCUUCACCACCUACAACAACCACCUCUACGUCUACCCCAAACACCUCAAAUAUGACAGUCAGAAGUCCUUCGCCAAGGCGAGGAACAUCGCGGUGUGUGUGGAGUUCAGGGAUUCUGAUGAGGAGCAAGCGCAGCCACUCAAGUGUAUCUAUAGCCGUCCUGGUGGACCCUUGUUCUGCAGGAGUGCAUACGCAGCAGUGCUGCAUCACCAGCAAAACCCGGAGUUCUAUGAUGAGAUCAAGAUAGAGCUGCCCACUCAGCUGCACGAGAAGCAUCACCUGCUCUUCACCUUCUACCACAUCAGCUGUGACAGCAGCACCAAGAAGAGGGACAUGGUGGAGACACAAGUGGGAUCAGCCUGGCUGCCGCUGCUUAAAGAUGGCCGGGUCAUCAUGAGUGAGCAGCAGAUUUCUGUAGCGUCUAACUUACCUGCAGGUUACCUGAGCUGCCAGGAGGGGCUUAACAAGCACUCUGGUCCUGAGGUGAAAUGGGUGGAUGGAGGUCGCCCGCUGUUCCGAGUGUCAACACACCUGGUGUCCACAGUCUACACUCAGGAUCAGCAUCUUCAUAAUUUCUUCCAUCAUUGCCAGAAGGCUCAAGCCACUGAGGGAGAGCUGGUCAAGUACCUUAAGAGUCUUCAUGCCAUGGAAAGUCAUGUGAUGAUCAAUUUCCUCCCAACUAUUCUGAACCAGCUGGUGCGUGUUCUGACCACGACCAGUCAUGAGGACGUGGCAGUGAACACCACCAGGGUGAUGGUGCACAUAGUUGCGCAGUGUCAUGAAGAGGGCCUUGAACAUUACCUCAGGUCUUAUGUGAAGUUUGUGUUCAAGACAGAGUGCUACUCAGCCUCCAACAGUAAUGGUAAGACAGUGCAUGAGGAGCUGGCCAAAGCUAUGACCGCCAUCCUAAAGCCUUCUACUGAUUUCCUCACCAGCAACAAGCUCCUGAAGUACUCCUGGUACUUCUUUGAGGCCUUAGUAAAGUCCAUGGCCCAGCAUUUAAUAGAAAGCGGAAAAGUGAAACUUUCAAGGAAUCAGCGGUUUACUGCCUCCUUCCACCAUGCUGUGGAGACGCUGGUGAACAUGCUGAUGCCACACAUCACUCAGAAAUACAAAGACAAUCUGGACGCUGCCCGCAAUGCCAACCACAGCCUGGCAGUCUUCAUCAAGCGCUGUUUUACCUUUAUGGAUCGAGGAUUUGUCUUCAAGCUGAUCAACAACUACAUCAACUGCUUUGUUCCUGGAGAUCCCAAGACACUGUACGAGUUUAAGUUUGCGUUUCUGAGGGUGGUGUGUAACCAUGAGCACUUCGUCCCUCUGAACCUGCCCAUGCCCUUUGGGAAAGGAAGGAUAAUGCGCUUUCAAGACCUGCAGCUAGACUACUCUCUGACCGACGACUUCUGCAGGAAUCACUUCCUGGUGGGGCUCUUGCUGCGAGAGGUGGGUGGAGCCCUGCAGGAGUUUGGAGAAAUCCGACAGAUAUCCAUCCACGUGCUAAAAAGCCUGAUGAUCAAGCACACUUUCGACGAUCGCUACACCUCCAAGAGUCAGCAGGCGAGAUUAGCGACUCUCUACCUGCCUCUGUUUGGGCUGCUGCAGGAGAACGUCCACAGACUCAACGUCAGAGAGCCCUCCACCAAUCAGAAUGGGAAAGAAGAACCUGUCCUGAGCAUCACAACAGCAACACCACAUAAACCUGCUGGAAACCCUGAGAGCAGUCUACAUAAAGAUGUGUUUGGUGUCAUCUCUGGCACAGCUUCCCCCCACACCUCCACACCCAACAUCGGAGCGGUACGCCACGCCGACUCCCGCGGCUCUCUGGUCAGCACUGACUCUGGGAACAGUCUUCCUGAGAAGAACAGCGAGAAGAGCAGCUCUUUGGAUAAGACUCAAUCUGCAUCUGCUCUUGGGAGCUCUAUUCUGCGGUGUGACAAACUAGACAGAGAGGAAAUAAAGAAUCUGCUGAUGUGCUUCCUGUAUGUUCUCAAGAGCAUGUCUGAGGAUGCUUUAUUCACAUACUGGAACAAAGCCACUUCCUCUGAAAUGACGGACUUCUUCACUCUGAUAGAAGUGUGUCUCCAUCAGUUUAGAUAUAUGGGGAAGAGGUUUAUUGCCAGGAGUCAGGAAGCAGUGGGAUUUCUGCUUCCAGACAGGAAGUCGUUAACCCUUCCUGUGUCUCGUAACAGAGCGAGUGUCCUACACACGCGUUUACACCAGCUUGGCAGCAUGGAGAAUGCACACACUUUCAACCACACCUACACUCACGCUGAUUCUGAAGCAUGUUUACUGGAUGCCAACAUCUCCACUGAAGUCUGUCUGACUGUGCUGGACACCCUCAGCAUCUUCAUUAUGGGCUUUAAGACUCAGCUCUGUGCUGAUUUGGGCCACAACCCCCUGAUGAAGAAAGUGUUCCAGGUGCACCUGUGCUUCCUGCAGAUCCCGCAGUCAGAAACAGCACUCAAACACAUCUUCACUUCUCUACGCACUUUUAUAUAUAAGUUCCCCUGUACGUUUUUUGAUGGCCGUGCAGAUAUGUGCGCCUGUCUGUGUUAUGAGAUCCUGAAGUGCUGUAAUUCUAAACUCAGCACCAUCCGCAGCGACGCCGCCCACCUGCUCUACUUCCUCAUGAAGAGCAACUUCGACUACACCGGCAAGAAGUCAUUCGUCCGCACUCACCUGCAGGUGGUGAUAGCAGUCAGUCAGCUAAUAGCUGACGUCAUUGGGAUUGGAGGAACACGGUUCCAGCAGUCUCUGUCCAUCAUCAACAACUGUGCCAACAGCGACAAGACAGUGAAGCACACUGCCUUCCCCUCAGACGUGAAGGACCUGACUAAAAGAAUCCGGACGGUUCUGAUGGCCACGGAGCAAAUGAAGGAGCAUGAGAAAGACCCUGAGAUGCUGGUGGAUCUGCAGUACAGCCUGGCCAAGUCCUACACCAGCACACCUGAACUACGCAAGACCUGGCUGGACAGCAUGGCCAAAAUCCACGUCAAGAACGGAGACCUGUCAGAGGCAGCGAUGUGCUAUGUGCACGUGGCAGCACUUGUGGCAGAAUACCUAAAGAGAAAAGGAAUGUUCCGGCAAGGCUGCUCGGCGUUCCGAGUCAUCACUCCCAACAUCGACGAGGAGGCGGCCAUGAUGGAGGACGUGGGCAUGCAGGACGUGCACUUUAAUGAGGAAGUACUGAUGGAGUUGUUGGAGGAGUGUGCUGAUGGGUUAUGGAAAGCUGAACGUUAUGAGCUCAUCUCGGACAUCUACAGACUCAUUAUACCCAUCUAUGAACAGCGCAGGGACUUUGAGAAAUUGGCCCACUUGUAUGACACCUUACAUCGGGCCUACACAAAAGUCAUGGAAGUGAUGCAUUCUGGGAAACGGCUGCUGGGCACAUUCUUCAGAGUGGCCUUUUUUGGUCAGGGCUUUUUUGAAGAUGAAGAUGGGAAGGAGUAUAUCUAUAAGGAGCCCAAAUUUACCCCUCUGUCUGAGAUCUCACAGCGCUUACUCAAACUCUACUCCGACAAGUUUGGCCAGGAGAACGUCAAAAUGAUCCAAGACUCUGGAAGGGUUAACCCUAAAGACCUGGAGGCUAAGUUUGCCUAUAUCCAGGUGACACAUGUAACUCCCUACCUGGAGGAGAAAGAGCUGGAAGAAAGACGAACUGACUUCGAGAAGAGCCACAACAUCCGGCGGUUUGUUUUCGAGACACCUUUUACAGCGUCUGGGAAAAGGCACGGCGGUGUGGACGAGCAGUGCAAGCGCAGGACUGUGCUCACCACGACUCACUGUUUUCCGUAUGUGAAGAAGCGAAUAGCAGUGAUGUAUCAGCACCACACAGACCUGAGUCCGAUAGAGGUGGCUAUAGAUGAAAUGAGCAGUAAAGUUGCAGAGUUAAAAGCUCUUUGCGCAGCCACUGAGGUCGACAUGAUCCGGCUGCAGCUUAAACUGCAGGGCAGCAUCAGUGUACAGGUAAACGCUGGACCACUUGCUUAUGCCAGAGCUUUUCUUGAUGACGCCUGUGCCAAGAAAUACCCAGAUAACAAAGUUAAACAGCUUAAAGAGGUCUUCAGGCAGUUUGUGGAGGCAUGUGGCCAGGCCUUGGGGGUGAAUGAGAGACUGAUAAAGGAGGAUCAGCAGGAAUAUCAUGAUGAGAUGAAAGCCAGUUACAGAGAGCUGACCAGAGAGCUCUCGCUUAUCAUGCAUGAACAGAUAUCUGCGGUCGAAAACGGAACAAAGAGCUCCCUCUCGGAUUCGCUGCACAUCUUCAACGCUAUCAGUGGCACUCCCAGUGGCUCUGCCUCUUCCAUGUGAAGUUUGACCCCAGAAUUAAAAUUCUGACAGUAUAAGUAGCUAGAGAGAGAAAGACAAGGGUGGCAGGGAAAUAUAAAAGUAAGAAAAGAGGAUGCUGAUAGAGGGAAAGUGUUUCCAUAAUCACUCUAUACUGCUGUGUAUAGCUCAUCUGUUCUUUAACAUCUCCCUUAAAGGCAUUCCUAAAUCCUGCAUCAGAACAUCUUAAGGCCUAUUUACACAAAGUACAAUUGAUGCGAUUUUCAAAGUCUAAAGCAUUUUUUGCCUUCUGUGCUACUUAAACAGAGCUAGAAACCAUAUAAAUCUCAUUCUCAUUACCACAUAUGUGCGCCCAUCUUUGUGUACUUUGUGUUAGAACUUCCAGUGCAUCACUGGAUUGAUAUAGAUUACAACCACAGCAAAAAUUCCUCGGCUGCAUCUGGUGCUUGUAGGGCUCUUAGGGUUUGACAGCACCAUAGUAGAUUUUCCUCCAUGAAAUGGUAGAAGAAGACGUAAGGGUUUGGGUGGAUGUUUUAACUUUAGCUCCUUCCACCACUUUCCAAAAGUGGAGCUACAUCUGUGGUUUAAAACACUACAUUUAUCCAUUCGUUAUUGUCCGCUUGAAUGUCCUUACCCUAAAAAACGGCUCUGUUCUGAAGCUAGGGUGAAGUGGACACAUGAGGAAACUUAUGUAGCCCUUACUGGUAGAUUAGCUCUUAGGCUAAUGUCUUUGCUGACAGUUAGCUGUGUUUUAUUUGUUUAGUUAUGUAAGCUCUACAUCUCAAUUUUCUUCAAAUGAGGCUUAAAUGUUCAUUUGAUUAAAUAUGUUGAAACAGCCACAGGCUUUCAUGAGCUGUCCUAAUUCUUUCACAUGACUGUACAUCAGUAUCUCUUCUCUCGCAGUGUGUUCUGCCUCUCGCUGAUUAGCUUCACAUGCCUGUGAUCUUAUGGAAGAUUUAAAUACCAGCCUGACGCUUCUACACAGGAUAGCACCCAUGCCAGUAGAAAGUAGCAAGCGCUUUGAAGCCGUCUGAUUUAUUGUUUUUAGUAGAAAGGAUUAAAAUCAAAUAAGGAAGUGCUAUUACGUUCUGUUCUCUGUAGAUAAGGAGUGCAAUAUACGUCUGACCAUGUGCUCCUCUUAUUUUAUUAAUGAUCUCUUGCCAAAGAGGAAAGAUGAGCUGUGGAGUUCGUGGAUAAAGGCGUCUGACAUUAGGAUUUUUAUACCCUUGUCCUGUUUCUUUAUCGUUCAUGUAAAUUGUUUUUGUAUCUGGAAAAGUUGGGGGUAUUUUUAUUUAACAGUAAUGUUAAAAGUUUUUGAAUUUGUGUAUAUAAUAUAUUAAAGUCUUCUCUUUUUAAUUAAAUAAAAAAUAUCCUACAAAU